This is a messenger RNA of Scleropages formosus (Asian bonytongue), 2122 nucleotides long. RefSeq names its product calnexin-like. Gene Ontology annotation, cellular component: endoplasmic reticulum membrane; endoplasmic reticulum. Lineage: Eukaryota; Metazoa; Chordata; Actinopteri; Osteoglossiformes; Osteoglossidae. Gene Ontology annotation, biological process: protein folding; ERAD pathway. The transcript has 15 exons. The record is from RefSeq and is a predicted model, not a curated record. Gene Ontology annotation, molecular function: calcium ion binding. Bases 49 to 1605 code for a protein of 518 amino acids.
UAUUCCCCUUGCGAAACAGCACGGUCCAGCUUUCGCUUUUGGACUAUCAUGCGGGCGCAGUCAUGUCCUUUGUGCGCAUAUAUCUACUUAAUCAUGGCAGCACAUGGUGUGCAGGGUGUCUACAAACCUCCUCCAGUGCCAGAAGAAGCUUAUUUUGCAGAGUCUUUUGAUUCAGGCCCGCUAGAGAAGAAAUGGGUCGUUUCGAAGGCACUGAAAGAAGAAGACGGGAAGACCCUUAAAUAUGACGGGCAGUGGGUUCUGGAAGAGCCCAGCAACCAGGCUUCAUCUGGAAACAAGGGGCUGGUCAUGAAGUCCCCGGGUCGACACCAUGCCAUCGCAGCCCCGCUGGGCACCAUCUUCCACUUCAGAGACAAACCGCUGAUCCUGCAGUAUGAAGUGUUCUUUCAGAGCGGGACUGACUGCGAGGGGGCCUACAUCAAACUCCUCUCCCACACUCCCCAGCUUCGCCUGAGUCAGUUCAACAGCUCCACCCCGUACGCCAUCAUGUUUGGUCCGGACAAGUGCGGCAGCAGCAUGAAGGUGCACUUCAUCUUUCGGCGCAGGAACCCACUAAGCGGACAGUACCAGGAGAAACAUGCCAGACAGUCAGAUCAGGACCUCAGCAAAUACUUCAGUGACCGCCAGGCUCAUCUGUACACGCUCAGACUCUACCCUGACAACAUCUAUGAGAUCCUCAUUGACCAGUCUCUGAUAAGUAAGGGAAGCCUUCUGGAGGAUGUAGACCCUCCUGUGAAUCCACCUCGAGAGAUCCCUGACCCUGAUGACACAAAGCCUACAGACUGGGAUGACAGACGCCGUAUCCCUGACCCCACAGCUGCUAAACCCUCAGAUUGGGAUGAGAAAGCUCCUGAGCGCAUCCCUGACCACACCGCCCAGAAGCCACCAGGCUGGCUGGAAGAUGCUGAGCCUUUCAUCUUGGACCCAGAAGCAGAGCGGCCAGACGACUGGAAUGAGGAGAUGGAUGGCGAGUGGGAGCCCCCCAGGGUUCCCAAUCCAGCUUGCUCUCAAGCGAUCGGAUGCGGCCCUUGGCUGCCACCCAUGAUCCAUAACCCAGCCUAUAAGGGGAAGUGGAGGCCCCCAAUGAUUGACAACCCCCGUUACCAGGGAGAGUGGCAGCCCCGAAUGAUCCCCAACCCAGAGUACUUUGAGGACCUCGAGCCCUUCCAGAUGAGCACGGUGGGGGCUGUGGGGUUCGAGCUGUGGUCCUUGACAGGGGGUGUGCUCUUUGACAACAUCCUGCUGUGUUCUGACCCCACAGUGGCCCAGCGCUGGACUGACCACAGCUGGGGGCAGAGACAGACUCCAGGGCUGUUCAUGCAGCUCCUCUUGGCCACAGAGCGGCGUCCCUGGCUCUGGGGCGUGUAUGUCUUCACCAUCGGCCUCCCUGCCAUCCUCUUCAUCAGCUUCAUGUGGCCUGAGAAGAGGUUUGGGCCCUCAGACCAGGAUUACUACUACAAGAAGUCUGACGCACCACAGCCUGACACCCCCCAUGACCCAGAGGGCACGCCCACCCUAGAGGCUUACGGGGCUGUGAAGAAUAGCGGGCCAAGGAAACGAGAGGCCAGGGAAUUGCAGAAAAACUGACCCAGAAUUCAAGACUGAAAGAAAACAACCCAGUGUUGAACAGCGGUCUCGUACCGACGACAACGCUUGGCUCAGACUGACCUUCGCUGGGUUGAACAAGAACACAGUGCAUGCUGUUCUGUGACAAUCAUGUGGUUUAGAGUCCCAUUUGAGUUACCUCACUCACUAAGAUCAGUCUUGGAAACAACGCAGCAUUAGUAAGACCUUAAGUGGCACUAGUGAUACUAAAAUAUGCUCUGCUUUGAACAGACAGUAAAGUCUACACAGGGGUAAAAGAGAGUAGGAAGCAGAAGAAAAAGCAGAAGAAACAGACCCACAUUCGGCUGUUGAUGUCUACACCAGCUGUGGUCUUGGUUGGUCCAAGCUUUAGUCAUUAGUGACUUUUUUCCACCAGGGUACUGUCAGCUUUACUUCCCUGUUGUGUCUUGACUGUCUCAAGACAGUUUAUUUGUUUCCUUCUGUCUGCAGAGAGUGUCAUGUUCUGAACUUCUGCUCAUCUGCGCUGUACUGCUCUUUC